Molecule: messenger RNA, 1198 nt
Organism: Doryrhamphus excisus (bluestripe pipefish)
Lineage: Eukaryota; Metazoa; Chordata; Actinopteri; Syngnathiformes; Syngnathidae
Gene: cyb561d2
Product: cytochrome b561 family, member D2
Cellular component (GO): endoplasmic reticulum
Molecular function (GO): transmembrane monodehydroascorbate reductase activity
Source: RefSeq, a predicted model, not a curated record
AAGUCAUUUCGUGUAGGCAUUCUGCUAGCAUGGCGUGUUGCCUGCCAACACAGCAUCACUACCAAACAACAGAUAUGUCCAUUAUUAAUUUUAAAAACAGUUAUUUACUCAGAAUUGCUCGAAGGGACGCAGUAUUUCCGUUGGAGUUAGUUAACGGUGGCUUUUGAUCCAGAUUAGGGACUCAGAGUUUACCUCAGGUGGUAACUUGACGCGACGACUGUGAGCCGUCAAAACAAAAGCUUCCAACAUUUUGCGUUUUUGUCGACUUUUAAUCACAUUAAAAAUGACUCAGAUCAAAGAGUCCGAAGCGGAACCUCGAUUAUUCGCGUUUACCCGAAUAGCAUCUGCAGUGCUGACACACUUUCUCGGCGUCGUCCUCACAGUCUUCGUAGCGGUUCUGGCCCGACCCGGUACAAGUUGGUUUUCUUGGCAUCCUUUCCUCAUGACACUAGCUUUCUCCCUCUUCAUGACCCAAGCCAUCCUCCUCUUCUCCCCCCACGGCUCACCCAUGAGGAGGUUCUCCCACAAGGUCAAGGGUCGCGUUCACUGGCUCCUACAGUGCGCCUGCAUCCUGUGCGCUGCGCUGGGCCUGGCCGCUAUCUUGUACAACAAACACCUGCAAGGCAAACCUCACUUCACCUCCUGGCACGGCCUGCUGGGCCUGCUGACGUUGGGUGCGGUGGGGGUCCAGGCUGUGGCCGCCUUGCCCCUGGCGUACCACUCCCUGGCCAAAGGCUGGUCGUUGGCCAAGUUGAAGAGGUAUCACGCAGCAUCCGGGCUGGUCACGUACUUGCUGGGCGCCGUCAGCCUGCUAAUGGGGAUGACUUCUGUGUGGUUCACGGCGUCUGUCAGCCAUGCUGCCUGGUACCUGGCGGCAGUCUGCCCCGUGCUCUGUGGUCUCAUCGUCAUGAAUCAAGUCACCAGCGCGUAUGUGGCCAGAAAACGCUCAGUGUCAUAACAGCAUCUGAACACUUUUUCUUCUUGAUUGUAAUAAAAACAAGACUUUUUUAAUGCAGGAAAAAAAAAUUCUGCAUACUGGAACAAGCAGGUGCUCCUUUUAUAUAAACAAUCUUUGAUUGUUGUCGCCUCUGCUGAAGGUGACUGAUUAUACUAUUUUUCACCAAUUUAAUACUCAAAGGUCCCACAAUUGUGUAUUGGAAGCGUGUUGUCCAAAAUGUACUUCAGCUUUUAUUAAAAA